Cladocopium goreaui is the source of this 565-nucleotide messenger RNA. NCBI's taxonomy places the organism in Eukaryota, Dinophyceae, Suessiales, Symbiodiniaceae. The record is from the annotation of a GenBank genome assembly.
GUACUUGGUCAAGAGUGGAGUUUCAGAGGAGGACGUCGUGAGGGAAGCGGCGUCUUCAGCUGUGUGCGGCUUGGCGUUUGGCCAGCCCGGCACCUGUGCCGGUCUGGUGCCCCGGGAGACGGUGAAGCUGGGCGCCGUGAUGCUGCCCGAGGGCAAGGUGGCGAGCAUCUUAGAGCAGAUGAAGCACCAGUGGCCAAGUCGUGGAUAUGACAUGCUGCGGCGCAACUGCAGUCACUUCUGCGACGACUUUUGCCAGAGAUUGGGUGUUGGCACCUUGCCGCAGUGGGUGAAGAAUAUGGCCAGCACCGGCGCAGGCAUUGCGUCAUUGUCCUCGCAGGUCUCUGGGACUUUGAAUAGUUUCUGGGCGGAGGAGGAGGCUCCUCCAUUGCGACCUGCGACGCAGAGGUUCUGCCCACGGAUUCAGAGUCGGCAGAUCGGAGAGGUUCUCCCUGAGAUCACACGUCUGCCGGGACAUGGCAUGCCACCCAUGCCGUUGAGGAAGGAGACGCAUGUCCUUCGUGGUGCGGGGGCUCGAUGGGGCGAUAUGUGGAGAAAGGUCAUCUAA